Synchiropus splendidus (mandarinfish) is the source of this 3055-nucleotide messenger RNA. RefSeq names its product Fas apoptotic inhibitory molecule a (gene faima). Bases 169 to 711 code for a protein of 180 amino acids. Gene Ontology annotation, biological process: positive regulation of neurogenesis; canonical NF-kappaB signal transduction; negative regulation of extrinsic apoptotic signaling pathway via death domain receptors. NCBI's taxonomy places the organism in Eukaryota, Metazoa, Chordata, Actinopteri, Syngnathiformes, Callionymidae. The transcript is spliced from 5 exons. The record is from RefSeq and is a predicted model, not a curated record.
UUGACUACUUGGAAGCUUCACGCGCGUGGAUAAACGUGCCUGCUGAGCCUCCAUAAAUCGCCCCAUUGAUACGAACGAGUUCUUGUUUGCCUCGGUAUAUGAAGCGGGGAAUUAAUCAAAUACACCCAACGUGUACCGAGUCGUGAAAAGGGUCGGUCGAACGACGCGAUGUCGAAUGAUAUCGCUGGUGUUUGGGAGGUCGCCCUGAGCGAUGGCGUGCACAGGAUCGAGUUCGAACACGGGACCACCACCGGCAAGAGAGUCAUUUACGUCGAUGGGAAGGAGGUCCUCAGGCGAGACUGGAUGUUCAAGCUCGUGGGCAAGGAGACGUUCACCGUGGGUCCAGCCGACACCAGGGCGACCAUCAACAUCGACGCAGUCAGCGGCUUCGCCUACGAGUACACGCUGGAAAUCAACGGGAAGAGUUUGAAGAAGUACAUGGAGAACAGGUCGAAGGUCACCAGCACCUGGCUGCUCAACCUGGACGGAAGUGACCUCAGGGUGGUCUUAGAGAAGGACACUAUGGAUGUGUGGUGCAAUGGAGAGAAGAUCGAGACAGCAGGGGAGUUUGUGGACGACGGCACGGAGACGCACUUCACUCUUUGCGACCACAACUGCUGCGUGAAGGCGGUGAGCAGCGGGAAGAGGCGAGAUGGGAUCAUUCACACGCUCAUCGUGGACGGAACAGAGAUAGCUGAGUGCACAGAGUGACUGUGAGCGGCGAUGUGGCAGGCCCCUGUGUGUGUGUGUGUGUGUGUGUGUGUGUGUGUGUGUGUGUGUGUGUGUGUGUGUGUGUGUGUGUGUGUGUGUGUGUGUGUGUGUGUGUGUGUGUGUGUGUGUGUGUGUGUGUGUGUGUGUGUGUGUGUGUGUGUGUGUGUGUGUGUGUGUGUGUCGGGGACCAUUGUUUGGAGAGAAUACUGAGACACUGGCUUCGCACGUUCUCACUGCUUUGUUUUACCUCAGAGGUUUGGAAAUACGUGAAAACUCAUUUCAAACUAUUCCCAGAAUUGUGUAAAUAGUUUUUCUUUUUGAUAGAAUUUCAAACCUACUGAAAAACGACACAUGAAGUAAACAUUUUAACUCCAAGCAAUAAUACACAAUAAUAAGGACUCUCCAGCUUUUCCUUAAAUAAUAAUAAUAAUAUAAAUAAUAAAUAUAAAUCGUAAAAAAAUAUAAAUAAUAAUAGUUUUACAUUUUGAAACCGCCUCACUCUCUGACAUCACACAGCAACAAUAACAUUUGGACUCAAAGUUUAAAAGUUAUUUCAAUCAACUGUCUCAAUUUGUAGCUUCAUUUUUUUCUAAGUAUUUCAGUUUAUAAGCUCAUUUUUUUUUUGAGUUUUUGGAGGUCAAUUAAUUAAAGAUAGUCAACAUCAUAUUUAGUGAUAUGAAGGAAAGCAUUUAUUUAACUACUGUAGAGAAACAACAAACAACAAACAACAUGCAAUGACAUGACAAUGGUAGGAUGAAAGAACAGCAGUUUAACACCUGUCUGAGUAAUAUACUGAAAUUAAAUCAUCUACAGCUGUCAGUUAAGUGUGUUAUGGCCAUCAUCAUCAUCAUCAUCAUCAGUAGUUGUGGCCACUAGCGCACUCUGUUCUACAAUCUACUUCAAUGAAACCCUACCACUGAACUCUGUAUAUGAGGUCACAGAGGCAAGGUUUCGAGAGGUUAUUGAUGUGAGAUCUACAAAAUCUAAAAUGCAAAUCUGACACUUAAAACUCAAAUGUCUUCAAUGUGGAAUGUUUACUUUGGAGUGCAAAACCCCAGGCGAAAUCAAAAUCAUACGCAUAGUUAAAAUCACCCAAUGCACAUCUAUAAAAAUACGAAUGUCCUCUGACAGAGAUUAAAACAAUUCAACCAGAAAAUUGAACACUUGAUGCACAAAAGGUUUGGAGAGUUGAUGAGGUUUCAUGACACAGUGUCCUGACUUUCAGAGGCCACCAGGUGGCACUGUCUGCUGUAUACUGUUAGGACUUCAACAACUAAUUCAGUGAAACCUCACAUCAUUUCUCAACCAAUAGCACCAUCUAGUGGCCUCUGAAAAUAAGGACGCUGUUUCAUCAACCUUGUAAUACUGUCUCAUGAUACCUCAUCCACCCAUAACUAACUAAAAGUAUAUCAAUUUUGUUCAGGGCAUGACUUUUUGACCUCCUGUGCGAUUAUGUUUUACACCCAAACACUGUAGAUGUUGAACACUCAAAAUACAAGAUACACUUGUGCGGCAAAAAUGUGACGGUGAGCAAAACUAAAUUCAUAACUCAAGAAUCCUUCAGAAUACAUUGUUUUCACUACGUACCGUAAAAACACUCCUGACUCCUACUACUAUCAUUUAUGUGUGAAAGAAGCCAUAAUUCAAGCAAUUAAAAGGGACUUGUGUGUUUACAAGCAGUGAAGUCUAUUUCCAUGACUGUGUUUACGUAAUAACCACCAUGGAGUCCCAGAUGUGCCAUGUUUCGUAUCGUCCGUGAUCAGCCUACUUGAUUUAUGUGGCGCCGUCCUCAUCUUGAAACAAGCCAGCAGAAGGUCUCAGCGGGAGUUUUGAACCGUCAACUACAGAUGAAUGUAUCACUAGUCCACUGCUCAGGAACGAUCAGGUCGUCUCACUGUGUCUUCACGGCUGUAGUAGUUUCACUGACAAUCGUGUGUGUCCGUCUCUAAUAUGUUCAAAGCUGCUUAAAAGAAAUCGCUCGCGAAUGAUCCAGAACUAAUGUCAGUUGCUCCGGAGCCUCUGCUGUAUUACACACUGCUGCGUUCAACAAGGAACCAGAGUUGAGUCAUAGUUCUACUCGUGUGCUUCAUGAUGGAGAGUGCUGGGGGUUCCCUGUUUUGAGCCUGCUCCUGGGGCCUCUACUUGUCAGGUGCACCACUCACCAUUUGAGAUCUUUUUGCUCCAUAAUAUGGCACAUUACUACUACAUGUACUUGUUUUACAAACUGCAUAAAAGAUGUUACUAAGCUACAGGGUAAACAGAAUAGAAUUGCUUGACUUCAAGUUUUUACAUGUGUUUGUAGCUGCGUGUGUUUGUAAAAAUAAAGGUUGUCACAUGACUUUCU